AUGUCCCCAAUCAGCCCCACCGCAUUCCAAACCACCCUCCAAGCAGCAACAACCCAACAAAAUCACACCUACACAACCAUCACCUCAAUAACAAUACGCUGGGAAAAAGACGACACAAAAGCCCACAAAGUGACCCCAUAUUUCCAAAACAUCCUCCAAAGCCUGAACCUCCCACCAGCAAUCGAGCACAUCAUCCGUCACAGCCACAGCCACUCAAACCCCAAUAUCCUAUUUCAAAAAGCCAUUCAUGACAUUAUCGCCAAAUCCAAACCCAGAACUAAACAUGAAAAUGACCAUAACCUAUUGAUUCUCCAUUACGCAGGACACGCUUAUACAAAGAACGGACAACUUACCUUUGCUGAAACCGCUACCGCUACUUCCGAGAAGACUAUCAACGCAGACACCUAUCUGCUGAAAGACAUCAAGACAGCCCAUCUAGACACACUACUCAUUCUCGACCAUUGCUACAUGGGUAAUAUACCGACUCGGGCUGCAACAAUCCCAGACAGGGUAGUAGAGAUCCUCGCAGCAACAAGCACACAAGCACCCCGGAACAGGAUCUCACCCGAGAAUACAUUCACCGCUAAGCUCGCAGAGGAAAUCUCUCGCAGAAAGCGGAGCGGACACGCAUAUAUAGAGUUUUCUGACGUUUUCCAAACCUUAAAGUCCCAUGAAAAGAGGGAUAAGCUCCGUCCUACACAUGCGUUGCUGGUCGGUGUUGGGUCCGUUGUUUUACCGCUUAGUGGAUCUGGAACUGUUGAUCCGGGUACUAUUGCACCGGUGUGCACUGUGUUGUUUAGUGUGAGUGUUACGGAGGGGUUGACUACUGAGGAGGUGAGGAAGUUGAUGGCGUGGAUGAGGAAACUUCCUUGCUUUGCGGGUCUGGAGCUUGAUAGGGUUUAUCCUGGUAAGGCGAUGUGCUUGGUCUUGCGUUCUGCGUUGUCGGUGUAUACCAAGCUGCAUAGGGUGCAGGGGUAUUCGUUGAUUGCGGAGGGUGUUGGUGCGCCGGGGGAGGUUGGUUUGGUGUGA
Molecule: messenger RNA, 1029 nt
Organism: Aspergillus costaricaensis CBS 115574
Lineage: Eukaryota; Fungi; Ascomycota; Eurotiomycetes; Eurotiales; Aspergillaceae
Exons: 1
Coding region: 1-1029 (342 amino acids)
Source: RefSeq, a predicted model, not a curated record